UUGUCUCGCAAAGCACUGUGGGUAGACGUCCUACGCCCAAAAUGGCGGCAGGAUUGAAAAGUUUGUUGUUGUUUUUGGUUUAUUUUAUGACAUUUUAUCAGUCUCCGUCCCCUUCUGAAUAAUCCCUAUUUUUUUCUAUCACGAUUAAGAAGGUUAGUCGUUUGUUUGUGUCGGUGUUUUGUUGAGUUCAGAUCGUAAAGCGCCUCCCUGGAAGUGUACGAGGCAGAUGGCACCGCGUCAAAUAAAAUUAAAAUGAAGAGCACUUGUACAUAGAGAUGGAGGAUGACGUGAAGAAAGUCAAAAAGGAAAUGGCGGUUUCUGUUCUUCCUGAUUGCAUGAACUAUGGCUUAACUCAGAACCCAGGUAUUGUGUCUCCGUUCAAGCGGGUGUUUCUGAAAGGAGAGAAGGUGAGAGAUAAGAAGACUCUGGAGAAGACCACUGAGCGUAGGGCCCUCCACACCUUCUCCCUCUCUCUCCCGGACCACCGUAUCGACCCAGACAUUCUGCUCAAUGACUACAUUGAGAAGGAAGUUAAGUAUCUGGGACAGCUGACCUCAGUUCCUGGAUAUCUGAAUCCCUCCAGCCGCACAGAAGUUUUGCAGCUUAUUGACAAUGCCAGGAAGUCUCAUCAGUUGGCAGGGCAGCUGACAUCAGAGCAGGAUGCUGUUGUCAGUUUGUCGGCAUACAAUGUGAAGCUCGUGUGGCGCGACGGAGAAGACAUCAUUCUCCGCGUACCCAUUCAUGACAUCGCAGCUGUGUCCUACAUCAGAGACGACUCACUCCACCUCGUGGUGCUAAAAACAGCUCAGGAACCCGGAGGUUCUCCAUGUCAUAGUACAGAGAUGUCAAAAUCUCCCACUCUGAGCUCUCUUUCGGAGAGUGGCGCUGUGCUUGUGGAGGUCUGCUGCCUGCUUGUGCUGGCUGUCGACAAUAAGGCUGCAGCAGAGGAGCUGUGUCUUCUACUUAGUCAAGUCUUCCAGAUCGUCUACACAGAGUCCACCAUUGACUUCCUGGACAGGGCCAUCUUUGAUGGAGCCACAACACCCAUCAGGCAUCUCUCCAUCUGCAGCGAGGACUCUUCGAGCAAAGAUGUCAAAGAAGUGUUUGAGGCCGAGGCGAGCACAUUUACUUUCAAAAGUUCUCUAGAGGCAGGACACUCCUCUAGCCCCUCCCCGUCCUCCACCCCGGCCUCACCACAAACCAUAACAGCCAGUGAGAGUGAACUAAGCACAACAGCUGCUGAACUGCUACAAGACUACAUGACCACAUUGAGGAAAAAGCUGUCAUCUCAGGAGUUACAGCAGUUUGCCACACUGUUACGUGAGUACAGAAACGGAGCCUCCAUCCAUGAGUUCUGCAUCAACCUGCGUCAGCUUUACGGAGACAGCAGGAAGUUCCUCCUCCUGGGACUGCGGCCUUUCAUUCCUGAGAAGGACAGCCAGCACUUUGAAAACUUUUUGGAAACCAUUGGCGUGAAGGAUGGCCGGGGCAUCAUAACAGACAGCUUUGGACGUUACAAACGCACGACAAGCUCUGCGUCAGACUCCACCACUAAUGGAAACGGUGCUGCGGGCGGAUCGGAUGAAGGAACGGCCACCUCUGAGGGCGACGAAUGGGACCGCAUGAUUUCAGACAUAAGCAAUGACAUUGAAGCGUUAGGAAGCAGUAUGGACCAGGACGGCGUGUCGUCUUGAUGUCACGGCACUGGGUCAGUGACUCGCAGUGUGCUGUAGCCAAUCACCACGUGAGAUAAUCACACAGGGCAUUGGCCCAUAUUGCUGUCCAUCCAAUCUGACAAUGCUGGAGUUUGGAUACCACUUCCAGGCCAUCAUCCUUAUUUUUAUAUGUUGUGCCAUAUUAACACAACCAGAUUUUUUUAGAUUUGACAAUUGUGAUUUUCAAGACCUGUGACAGAAGGAUCGUGUAUUGCUGUGGACAGCAGUUGUGUUCUUCUGGGAUGUUUAUUGGCAGUAUCUGCUACCACUAAUGAGAAACCUUGUUGCUGGUAGAUAUUGCUUUUUCACACUGAUCCGUAUGAAAGCUUAUUUCCACCAAGAAUAAAAAGGUAUUUGCUACCUUUUAUUUUACAAUUCUGACUUUUUCCUCACAGUUCUGAGAAAAAACAUCUUUAUUGAAAGAAUUUAUAACUGACAAUUUUGAGAAAAAAAGUCAAAGUUGUGAGAUAAACGAUCGCAGUUACUUUUUAAUUCGAUAAAUAAAGGUAAUUGUGACUUUUUAUUCCACAGUUCAGACUUUUACAGCAAAUGCAAGUUAACCUCUUGCUUCUGACUUUGUCAGAAUUGUGAAAAAUUUAAUUGAGUUUAUAUCUCACAGUUUUGAGUUUAUAUUUUGACUUCAGAAUUGCAGGAAAGUCUAAUCUGAGAAAGAAGUCAAUUGUGAGAUGUUAACUUAAACUACUUCAUAACUUUGGUUUAUAACUCAAUUGCGAGAAAGGUCAGAAUUAUAAGAUAAAAAGUUACCCGUUUUACAAUUCUGACUUUUUUUUUCCUCUUAGUUUUGUUUAUAUCUCACAAUUCAGACUUUAUUUUAGAAUUGCACGUCUCGCAGUUGAGUUUAUAUCUUAAAAUUCUGACUUCAGAACUUUGUGAAAAAAUGAGCAAAGUACUGAAUGAUUACUCAUUCUGACAAAAAGAGUUUUAAAAUCUCAACUGUGAGAAAAAAGUCUGAAUUAUGAGAAAAUCGCAAUUACCUUUUUAUCAAAAUUUAAAAUAAAGGUAAUUGCAACUUUUUUUCUCAGUAUCACGUUUAUAUCUCGCAGUUUAUAUCUUGCAAUUCUGACUUAACUGACUUAACUGAGGGAAAAGUCAGAAUUAUGAGAUAUAAACUCAGAAUUGUGAGGAAAACGCAUUAUUAUGAGUUUAUAAUGCUCAGUUGCGAGAAAAAAAGCUUGUGAAAUGAUAAUUUGCAGGUAACCUCUUCAAGUUUUUAAAAAUUCUGUUGUAGAAAUAAGCUUCUGUAGAUUGAGACCAGUGUGUGAGACCAAUUGUGUCUCAUUUAAUGCGACUUCUGAUCAGUGUGAAGGUGCACUUUGGAGCAUUGCCAAGUGGGCUUCCUAAAGUGUGAUCUGCAUUGCCUUAUGUGUGUUGUAACCUGAUGGAAGUGAGCUGCAGUAUAUUUCUCCUGCGCUGAAGUGCUAAUCAAAACUUGACAUUUUACACCCUCAUAUAUUAACUGGUCAUUGUUCUUGUUACACUUGUUUUUCCUCUAACAUGUAUUUUUCACUUCUUUUAUAUUUGUUUCAGCCAGGAUUGAUUAUAAUUACCCAGUUAUUAUCAUGUGGGUUUCUUCAGGUAGGAAGGAAAUGUAGCACUAUAUAUUUCUGGUUUUGACUGAAAACCUGGAAAAUCUGGAUAUUAGACAAAGUCAGUUUUCUGGCUGAUUGAGAAUGCAGUCUUCAGUACACUGCAUUACACUCAUGUCCCGUCAUUCAGUGUAUCUCCUCAGAGUUUUUCAGUAGUCUAACAUUGUGCCUUGCAGAAUCACUGAUUGUAUCAUCCAACAUGGAUGCAAGUAAUAUUCUGUUAUCUGUACAGAAUGUGACUGAAGUAUGAGUUUAUUAAAAAGUGCAGCACUUACA
Molecule: messenger RNA, 3598 nt
Organism: Cyprinus carpio (common carp)
Lineage: Eukaryota; Metazoa; Chordata; Actinopteri; Cypriniformes; Cyprinidae
Product: cerebral cavernous malformations protein 2 homolog
Biological process (GO): vasculogenesis; heart development
Source: RefSeq, a predicted model, not a curated record